Messenger RNA from Jatropha curcas, 577 nucleotides. The record is from RefSeq and is a predicted model, not a curated record. Lineage: Eukaryota; Viridiplantae; Streptophyta; Magnoliopsida; Malpighiales; Euphorbiaceae.
AACGUUACCUGUCUUGUUUAACAAGUAGACCUCUACAAAAGCACAAGAAACGCGAAGCAAGCAGACCUACUCUCUGCCCUUUCUCUCUCUUUCGCGCAAGGAUCUGCCAUUGAGAUCAAGCAAAGAUGUUUCUCACAAGGACUGAGUAUGAUAGAGGAGUGAACACUUUCUCUCCAGAAGGUAGAUUGUUUCAGGUUGAAUAUGCUAUCGAAGCAAUCAAGCUAGGUUCAACUGCAAUUGGGAUAAAGACAAAAGAAGGUGUUGUGCUUGCAGUUGAGAAGCGUAUCACUUCACCACUCCUGGAGCCCAGUAGUGUGGAGAAAGUUAUGGAAAUUGAUGAGCAUAUUGGAUGCGCUAUGAGUGGAUUAAUUGCAGAUGCUCGUACGCUUGUUGAGCAUGCACGUGUGGAAACUCAGAACCAUAGAUUCUCUUAUGGUGAGCCCAUGACAGUGGAGUCCACAACACAAGCACUUUGUGAUCUCGCUCUACGAUUUGGUGAAGGCGAUGAAGAAUCCAUGUCUCGUCCGUUUGGUGUGUCACUUCUCAUAGCUGGUCAUGAUGAGAAUGGUCCUAGCCU